AUGCUUGCCCAACCAAUAAAUAUCCCAAAGUGGAUUGAAGAAAAUAAUCACCUUUUGAAACCACCGGUGAACAACUUUUGUUUGCACCAUGGUGGAUUCACUGUCAUGAUUGUUGGUGGCCCUAACGAACGCACAGACUACCAUGUCAACCAAACCCCUGAAUACUUCUUCCAGUACAAGGGUGCCAUGUGUCUCAAGGUUGUCGAUGAUGGUACAUUCCGCGACAUUAUCAUCAACGAAAACGAUUCGUUCUUGUUGCCUCCAAACACGCCGCACAAUCCGGUGAGAUACGCUGACACAAUCGGGAUUGUUGUGGAGCAAGACAGACCAGAAGGGAUUAACGAUAAGCUCCGCUACUACUGCUCGAACUGCCGUGAGAUAAUCUACGAAAAGGAGUUCUACUGUUCUGACUUGGGUACCCAGAUCAAGGCGGGUAUUGCCGAAUUUGACUCGAGCGUUGAAAACAGAACUUGCAAGCACUGCGGGACGCUCAACUACAGUAGACCGCAAUAGUGGAAGAUCACGGGCUAUUGACGCAUUAGAUGGUCUAAGAUCCGUGAGGGUGUGGGACUGAUGCUUAUUUCCAGCGAAUGGGACACCAAUCUUGCAAAAGAUGAACUCGAAUUUCAAGCCGAUGAAUUAUGAAUAUCUGAAGGUUAAUAAAUGGGUAAGAUAAUCCUGAGAAGCACCAUGUAUUAAUAUCAAUUAGUCUGGGCGACUUCCGAGAGCUUUAGUUUUAAGACAUGCAUAUAUGACUAGAAAGCAUCUGAAGUUUUGCAUAUGCUAAUCAAAGCUAAUAAUCCCUAUUUUUUCAAUUUUCAUGUU
Messenger RNA from Babjeviella inositovora NRRL Y-12698, 825 nucleotides. Its product is annotated as 3-hydroxyanthranilate 3,4-dioxygenase. Gene Ontology annotation, molecular function: 3-hydroxyanthranilate 3,4-dioxygenase activity; iron ion binding. Gene Ontology annotation, biological process: quinolinate metabolic process; 'de novo' NAD+ biosynthetic process from L-tryptophan. Gene Ontology annotation, cellular component: cytoplasm. The record is from RefSeq and is a predicted model, not a curated record. Bases 1 to 513 code for a protein of 170 amino acids. NCBI's taxonomy places the organism in Eukaryota, Fungi, Ascomycota, Pichiomycetes, Serinales. The transcript has 2 exons.